This is a messenger RNA of Grus americana (Whooping crane), 5288 nucleotides long. RefSeq lists its product as uncharacterized. NCBI's taxonomy places the organism in Eukaryota, Metazoa, Chordata, Aves, Gruiformes, Gruidae. The transcript is spliced from 2 exons. Gene Ontology annotation, biological process: DNA integration; virion assembly. Gene Ontology annotation, molecular function: nucleic acid binding; RNA-DNA hybrid ribonuclease activity. The record is from RefSeq and is a predicted model, not a curated record. The coding region runs from base 1 to 4191 and encodes 1396 amino acids.
AUGGGUAACUCUCAGAACAAGGAUAUUUUAAGGAAAAGCCCCCUCGGUUGCAUAUUGACACGCUGGAGGGAUAUUGUUGGAACUGGGGGUACAGAGAAUAAGAAGACCCUCAUUAAAUAUUGCAAUCAAUGGUGGCCGCUUUAUAAGCUGGAAGAUGGAGCCAGGUGGCCACUUAAUGGAACAAUUGAUUACAACACUAUGUUGCAAUUAAUGCUGUUUUUGAGGAGAGAAGGAAAAUGGGAUGAAGUGUCAUAUGCAGAUAUGUUUUUCACCCUCCGAAACCAUCCGGAGUGGCAAAGGGACUGUGGAAUGGUGCCACCACAGGACCCUAUGGUACUUGCCCUAGAGCGGGAAAAUAACAAAGGACUUAAAGGUAAACUGAGGCGGUGUUGCUCGGCAUGUAGUAUUGAGCAAAGAUGUACUAGGAAAAAUAAAAUACACCUGGCAUCAGAACAAGAUUUAACUGAUUUGUUUAAGCCUCCCCCUCGACCACAGGAACAGGAUGUGGACUCGGAAGGAGCCUCCACUCCCCCGGGAAGCCCUGUAUCCUCCCGUAUCAGGAAAAAGUCUGCCCCAACAGUCUUGCAAGCACCUCUCCGAGAAGCAGUAGGGCCUGACGGUGGGAUGAUGUUAAUUAAGGUACCUUUCUCCACCACUGAUUUGGAAGCAUGGAAAAGGGUUGCUAAGGAUUACAGGAAUGAUCCGGUAAAUGUAAUUAAACAUUUCCAGUUUAUUAUAAAACAACACAACCCCGACUGGAAUGACAUACAAUUAUUAUUAGAAUAUAUGACUGAAACGGAAAAGCAAUUAAUUUUAAAAACUGCAGGGAAUUUGGCUGAGGAUCAUUAUAAAAUUACGGGAGGAGAUAUUAAAGAAUAUCUCCCCCUUCAAGAUCCAAAAUGGGAUGCAAACAGAUCCACGCAUAUGGAAAGACUGAAGGCAUACCAGGGAUGGAUUUUAAAAGGAGUGGAGAGGGCCAUUCCCAAAACUAUAAACUGGUCGGCAUUAUAUGCAAUCAAACAAGGUCCUUCCGAGUCACCAUCCGAAUUCUUGGAUCGACUAAGGGACGUAAUGCGCCGCAACACACCGCUGGAUCCUGGGUCAGAGGUUUGGGCCACUGAUGUGCCUGGAAAAGCAAAAAAUGCUCCACCUGUGGAGGUCAAACUCAAAGAAGGACAACAGCCAGUAAGAAUCAAGCAGUACCCCCUGAGGAAGGAAGACAGGGAGGGAAUUCGACCAGUAAUAGAAAAAUUUUUACAACUAGGAUUAUUAAGGGAAUGUGAAUCCGAUUUUAACACUCCCAUAUUACCUGUCCGUAAACCCGACGGGUCGUACCGGGUGGUUCAGGACCUACGGGCUAUAAAUAAAAUAACUGAAGACCUCUACCCGGUAGUGGCAAAUCCAUAUACCUUGCUGACUGUAUUGACACCUGAACUAACCUGGUUUACUGUUUUAGACCUGAAGGAUGCCUUCUUUUGCCUCCCUCUCCAUAAAUCCAGCCAGAAAAUAUUUGUAUUUGAAUGGGAAAAUCCUAAAAGAGGGUGUAAAACUCAGCUUACUUGGACGGUGUUACCACAAGGGUUCAAAAACAGUCCUACUAUAUUUGGUAACCAACUCGCAAAAGAUCUUGAGUCCUGGGAAGCCCCGCCUGAGGAAGGGAAACUGUUACAAUAUGUGGACGAUAUCCUGAUUGCAACCAAAACAGAGGACGCUUGUAUGACCUGGACGGUUAGUCUGCUAAAUUUUUUAGAGCUCCAGGGAUACCGGGUAUCCAAGAAGAAGGCCCAAGUGAUGCAGCGUAAGGUGAUUUAUCUGGGCUAUGAAAUCAGUGCUGGACAAAGAACUUUGGGACAGACCCGGAAAGAGACAAUAUGUCAAACUCCGAGACCACAAACAGUGAAAGAGUUACGAACCUUCCUGGGGAUGACUGGGUGGUGCCGACUAUGGAUCUAUAACUAUGGACUGCUUGUUAAACCUCUGUAUGCACUGACAACCACUGAACAAAAACACCUUAAAUGGAAUAAAGAGACCAUACAGGCCUUCAAGUUGCUAAAAAAGGCCCUCAUGUUGGCCCCAGCCUUGGGACUCCCAGAUGUGAGUAAACCGUUUUUCCUUUUUUCCCAUGAGAAGCAGGGGAUUGCCCUAGGAAUACUAGCACAAGAUCUGGGCCCGUAUCGACGAGCAGUUGCCUACUUUUCUAAACAAUUGGAUGCAACUGCAAAAGGUUGGCCUGGAUGCCUGCGAGCAGUCGCGGCUGUAGUACUAAACAUCCAGGAAGCCCGAAAAUUCACCCUGGGCCAGAAAAUGACUGUGUUGGUGUCCCAUACAGUAUCUGUAGUACUGGAAGCGAAAGGUGGACACUGGCUUUCCCCACAAAGAUUCUUGAAAUACCAGGCUAUAAUGGUAAAACAGGAUGAUGUGGAGAUCAUAGUCGCUAAUAUUGUCAAUCCAGCCUCUUUCCUCAGUGGAAACACAAGGGAACCAGUGCAUCAUGAGUGCCUGGAGACCAUCGAAACAACAUAUUCCAGCCGUUCAGACCUGAGAGACAGUCCUAUGGAGAACACGGAAAACUGGUUCACGGAUGGAAGCAGCUACGUCCUAAGCGGUAAAAGACAUGCCGGAUAUGCCAUUACCACCAGUCAAGAAAUCAUAGAGUCGGGGCCUUUACCCAUGAGUACCUCUGCACAGAAGGCGGAAAUAAUUGCUCUGACCCGUGCCUUGGAAUUGGCCCAAGGCAAAGCUGUAAAUAUCUAUACAGACUCAAAAUAUGCCUUUGGAGUCGUACAUGCGCAUGGAGCAAUCUGGAAGGAGAGGGGAGUAUUGAACUCACAGGGCAAAAAUAUCAAGCACGCAGAAGAGAUCAUGAAACUGUUGGAGGCAGUCCAACUCCCUGAGAAAGUGGCGAUCAUGCACAUUAAGGCACAUCAGAAAGUGAACUCAGAAUUGGAAAGAGGAAAUGAGCUGGCGGACAGAGAGGCAAAACAAGCAGCUAAAGGUGAGGUAAAUAUGGAGGGGGCCUUGGUCCCUGAUGGGCAAAUCUCCCUAGAAGGUAAGCCAAAAUAUACUAAGGAAGAUCAGAAGCUUAUCAUCGACCUAGAAGGGUCAUAUAAUAACGAGGGGUGGGCUCUCACCCCACAAGGGAAACUAAUCAUUCCCUCUUAUCUAACAUGGUCUCUGAUAAGGGAAGAACAUAGGAAGAGGCAUUGGGGGGCAGAAGCUCUAUAUAAACACCUGAUUAGAGAGAUUGUAGCUAGGAAUCUAUACACCACCGUGAAACAAGUAACUCAACAGUGUGAUAUUUGCCUCCAGACUAAUCCCAAGAAUACCCCUAAACCAGAAAUGGGUCAAAUUGGGAAAGGCAACGGGCCUGGGCAACAAUGGCAGAUUGAUUUUUCAGAACUCCCAAGAAAAGGGGGGUAUCGAUAUUUAUUGGUAUUAACUGAUACCUUUUCAGGUUGGCCAGAGGCAUUUCCUACCAGGACGGCCAAGGCUCAGGAGGUAACCAGAACAUUAAUACAAGAAAUAAUACCACGCUUUGGGGUUCCGGCAACCAUAUCUUCUGACAGAGGACCACAUUUCAUCUCAAAAGUAGUACAACAAAUUAGCUGUCAUUUGGGUAUAGAUUGGCAGUUUCAUACCCCAUAUCGCCCUCAGUCGAGUGGCCAAGUAGAAAAAAUGAACCACUUAAUCAAACAGCAGAUUGUGAAAUUGGGACAGGAAACUAACUUGGCCUGGCCUCAGUCUCUUCCUUUGGCUCUCUUGCGCAUACGAACCAGGCCAAGAGCAAAAGAGGGGCUGAGUCCUUUUGAAAUUUUGUAUGGACGACCCUAUGGAAUACAGAAAGGGGUGUCCACACAAGCCGGGGAGGAAAUUAUGACUUCAUACAUGGUGGCAUUAGGCAAACAACUCAGCAGAAUUGAAAAACAUGUGGUUGGGACUCGAAGCAGGGGUUUGGAUGGACCUGUACAUAACAUACAACCUGGAGAUUAUGUAUAUGUGAAGUCUCUUACAGAAAAGACCCUGGAACCACAAUGGGAAGGACCAUUCCAGGUACUCCUCACAUCCUUCACAGCAAUAAAGAUUAAGGAACAGAAUGCCUGGAUUCACCACUCCCGUGUGAAGAAGGCACCUAAAUCUCCAUGGAGAGUCACGCAAGUACAGCAAGGAAAGCUUACCUUGUCACGACGCUGAUUGUAAGCCUAAUAGGGGGACUUGAGGCAUGGGAGAGUAAUGCCUUUUUGCAGCUACAUGACAAAAUUGCUAAUGCCAUGAACUGGUCUGAUUGCUGGAUUUGCUUUUUGCUAAAGAAGGAGGUUUAUGUACGGUUAUUGGUGAACAUUGCUGUACCUAUGUUAACCAAGACAAAAGGAUUGAAAAGGAUUUAUUUCAAAUUUGGGAAAAAACCAAAAUCUUGCAUGAAGUGGCCCAAGAUAACACAUCUUGGGUGUUUAGUGACUUAGUGGAAAGAUUAACAUCCUGGUUACGGAAUUUGACAUGGUUGAAACAAUUGUUUGUUACGACAAUUACGGUUAUGAUCCUGCUUAUAGCUCUGUGUGUAGUAGUUCGAUGUGCUUUAGGGUGUUGUCAAAACACAGGGAAUUCUUACAGCGAAUGGAAGAAAUAUCAACUAAGGCAAAGGUUAGAAUCAAAUAAAUAUUUUGAGAAAGUAUUAGAUAAAGAGUCAUUGUAUUAGCUGUAGUAAAAGAAUUUACUAACCUUUUUGAAAAAGGGGGGAUUGAUAGAGAGAACUAACACUUAAAGGAAAUGGCAGGAUCAUUAACUAGCUUAAGCCACAUAUCUAGUAAUCUUAACCCUUACGUAAGAUGUUUUAACAAGAACUAGCGUAAGGAAGGGUCAAGAUGACCCUUCGCUCUGCUUGCAUUUUUGUAACCAAUCACAAGAUAAGGAGGUAGUAAAUCAGAAUGGAAUGAACACGGAGGAUUCCCUGCUAAUUAGGAACCGGUCUGAGUAAGUUUUGUGGUGAAGGUGAAAAGUGCACAGUGAGGAAGACAUACAGCCUUCAUCCCUGAGACCCCGGCCCACGACCACCAAGAGGCAGUGCGCGUGCGCAGCUGAGAGGAGUUAAAGGCUGAGACAAUGGAAAUGAACUCAUUGUAAUAAGACCACCUUUCCGCGGAAAGAUCAUGAAUAUGUAUAGGUGCUUUUUGAAUAUGUAACAUUCUAUCGUAUAAAACUCAAAGGGAAUUGCUGCAAGGCACGCACGAUUUUGGUGGGACGACCCCCCAUGCUGCCCAGCGCUGAAUAAACAUACCUACUUUACAACUUCA